Molecule: messenger RNA, 498 nt
Organism: Penicillium pulvis
Lineage: Eukaryota; Fungi; Ascomycota; Eurotiomycetes; Eurotiales; Aspergillaceae
Product: copper transporter family protein
Exons: 2
Coding region: 1-498 (165 amino acids)
Biological process (GO): copper ion transmembrane transport
Cellular component (GO): membrane
Molecular function (GO): copper ion transmembrane transporter activity
Source: RefSeq, a predicted model, not a curated record
AUGGAUAUGAGUUCAAGUGACAGCACCGAGUGCAAAAUCUCGAUGCUGUUCAACUUCUACACCACAGACGCCUGCUUCCUGUCGGCUGGAUGGCAGAUCCAAAAUAAUGGAAUGUUUGCUGCAACCUGCAUUGGGGUGAUGCUGCUCGUCAUUCUGGUCGAAUUUUGUCGCCGCAUGUCUCGCGAAUACGACAACUUCUUGAUCCGCCAGUUCCAGCGCCAAGCCGCGCAUGCCACCUUUGCCAAGACUCGUGUGGGCGAAUCCGCCACAUUUCGAGCGACACCAUUUCAACAGUGCAUUCGCGCUGUCCUACAUGCGGUGACCUUCGCCGGAGCCUAUAUUACUAUGCUCCUGGCUAUGUACUUUAAUGUUUAUGUGAUAAUCUGCAUUUUCAUUGGAGCGGGGCUAGGCAAGUUCUUAUGUGAUUGGAUGGUGGUUACGGUUGGCAUUGAUGUGCAUGCAGCACAGAUGGAAGAAACGACCAUCUGCUGCGAUUGA